CUCUCUAAAUUUUCAUUAAGAAAGCUACGUUUUUUUUUUUGUGCGCCCUGUUUGAAGUUGUUGUAUUUUUUGUUUUUGAAUUCCUCCCACCAUGUCCCUGGCGGAGGACAAUCAAAUAACGGACAGCAGCAAUGUAUUGCCGCCGCCGUCCAUCAAUACGGUGGGUUUACGACCCAAACACAUUUACGGUUUGCGAACCAAUGUUGUGGGCAACAUACAUUUUAAUUUGCAACAAGAGGUCGUUUAUCCGGUCGAAGGUGUAUUGGCCUUUCACGAUUUCGUUGAGAACAAACAGCGUUUCUUAAGAUUGCCCGAGGAUACCAUACCCUUAAUUAUCCAAAUCAGUCCACAUCGCAAGCUUUUGGCCAUUUUGGAACAAGCAAAAAGCAAACCCGGCAACGGCAAAACCAAUGGCAGUAAAACCAUAUCCAUUUAUGAUUUACAAACUCUCAAAAAACGCCGAACUUUAGAAUUACCAAAUGGCUCGAAACAUGCCGACAUUACCCAAAUACUCUUUACCGGAGAUUCAAAGGGCCUGGCAUUGCUCACCCAGGGACCCGAUGAAAUGAUCUACAUGAUAUUAAUGGACAAAUUGGGUACCGUCUACGAGGGUAGAGCUUGUCCAACAAAUGGACGUUUUACUGCCGAAUGCCUAGCCUGCAAUCCUCAGGAUACAAGUCUCUUGGCUGUGGGUGGCAAUAAUCUGCUGACAUUGCAAACCAAGUCCGAUAAGGGUUUCAACAUAACCAAUAACUUAAAAUCAAAUUUUCUCAGUAGCUCCAUGGCAUUUUUGGCCAUGGAUCUACUGAUGGUGGGCACCAGCAGUGAUGAACUGAUCCUGGUGGAAAAUGGCGAAUAUAAGCUAAGACAAAAGGCCAGUGAAGCUGAGAUUUUCGAUUUACUUAUGGAUCAGGAGGCUUUUGACCGGGAGCAGGAACAGCGUGUCCCAACUACCACCAAUGCAAAUAGCAAACUUUACGAUAGUCGAGUUGUUUGCAUGACCGCUUUUGCCAAGGGUUUUGCCUUUGCCAUUUUCAAUCGGGUCUACGUUUUCGAGAGGGUAUCGAAAUUUAAAUUUGAACGUAAAACCAUUCUAACGAUACCCAUUACCAUAUAUGCCGAACAUUUGUAUCAAAUCACCAACCUGGCAGUGGAUAGUAGACAAGAAACGGUAAUCGUCACGGCUCAGCAUUCACAAAUCUAUGUGGGCAUUUUGAUUGUGCCCGAAACAUUGAAGGCCAAACACCUGCAGUUCCAGCCAUUGGGUGCCCUGAUUCACAUAGAUGAUAUUGUGGAUAUUUCGCUGUGUUCCUGGAAGCCCAUUAUAAUGACGGCAUCCCGCGAUCAGACCGUACGCAUUUGGAAUUAUGAAACGGAAAAAGUGGAAUUGGUGCGAAAAUUCCAAGUCGAUGUCAAUAUUGUGGAGCUUAAUUCCACGGGACUCAUAGCAGCCAUUGGCUUCUCGGAUCAAUUGCGUGUUACACAAAUUUUUAUGGAGGAAUUAAAUAUUGUGAAAACCUAUAACUUUCCACGCUGCAAAGAUGUGAAAUACUCCAAUUAUGGCCACUUAAUGGCUGCUGCCUAUAACAGCAGCAUUGCCAUAACCUCAGUAUAUAAUCUGGAAAUACUCAUUACCCUCAAAGGACACAACGGCACAGUGCUCUCAGUGGCCUGGACCAAGAAUGACAAAUAUCUAAUAUCCGGUGGCAAUGAGGGUGCCAUCUAUCAGUGGGAUGUCGAUAAUGGUACACGUUUACAGGAAAUUGUACAAAAGGGUACGGAAUAUGUUUCGGUGUGUUCUACAUUCAAUGAUCCACUCUCCAUAUUUGCGGUCACCAAUUCGGGUAUGCUAAGAGAAUUUCAAAAUUCGGAAAUUGUGCGAGAAGUCAAUAUCACAGCAAGCUCCAAGUGUAGGCUAACCGAUGUGUGUCUCGCCCGUUCCGAUACCAUUAUGUUUGUGGCCAAUGAAAUGGGUGACUUGGUUAAUGUUCAAUUGCCCUUCUUGGAUGCCGGCGGUGGAACCUGCACCAAUUUUCGUUUCUUUAUAACGGCCGUCAACAAAUUACGUUUCUCCUAUGACGGCACACUGCUGAUGACUGUCUCAAAGGCUGGCACUUUGGCCAUAUGGGCAUUGGAGAAUAUUGAGGGUAAAGUGGCCAGCAUGGAUCAGGAUCUGCUGAAGUCACAAGAAGUCUUGAUACCUCGAGCCAUUUUGGCAGAGAAAAACGAACAAAUUGUUAACUUGGAGACCCGUCUCAAACAACAGGCCGAGGAGUUCCAAUAUCAAUUGUCUCAAAAUGAAAUAUUCGAUGGCCAGCAAAUGGCCGAAGUACAUCGUACCUAUUGUCAGGCUCUGGAGGAUCUAAAGCGUGUAAACAACGAAGCCGAGGAACGUCAUCGCGGCGAAAUGAAUCAAAUAACCUUCCAAAUCAAUGAAAUGAAAGAGGAGCACAAAAAGCAAUUGGACAAUCUUGCCACUCAGUAUUCGGAACGCAUGCUCAUUGAGUAUCAAAAAUUCACAAAUCUUCGGGAAAAUAUGCUCGAGCUAAGAGAGAGUUAUGAAAACAAACUAAAAAAGUCGGCAGGCACCCUUCAAGACACGGUGGAAAGUUUGGAAAAUGAUUACAAAAAGCAACUGGAUGAACGUCGGGAACUUAUACGAGAACUAAUGAAAGAAAUGGAGGAAAAGAAAUCCCAAUUCAAUGACUACUGCAAACAGGCCGAGGAGGAAAACGAACAGCAGUUGACGGAAACCAUCAAGGAAUACGAAAUCAAAUUACUCCACGAAAGGGAGGCCACAGAGCUAUGGCGUGGAAAGGCUGGAGUUUUACAGAAGAAAUACGAAAGUCUGACCAAAGAUGUCGAUAAUCUCCUGGAAGAAGUCGAAACCCUCAAGGAACAACAUACCAAGUCCCAAAAGAAUAUUGCCAAACUGAAUCGUACCAUUGAAGAUCUACAAAAGGAUAUAGCAGAUCGAGAUUAUGCCAUCAACAACAAGGAGAAACGCAUCCAAGAUCUGCUGCACAAAAAUCAAGAGCUGGACAAAUAUAAACAGGUGCUCAAUCAUAAAAUAGCCGAACUUAAAGCUCAAAUCGAGCCGAGGGAAUUUCAAAUAAAUGACAAACGUAAACACAUUUUGGAGUUGGAAAACGAGUUGGCCGGUUUGAAUCAAAACAAUAGCCAGCUUGAGCUGCAACUCAAAGAGCUGAAGGACAAAUAUCUAAGCACCGUGGCCGAACUUAAAGUGGAGCGUCAUAGAGCUCGUGCUGGUCGUGAAUGUGUCCAGAAUUUGUGCAGCGAAAUCUAUCACGUUGCCGGUCUCAUGAACACACCGGACAAACUCAAGACUGCCGUGCGAGAACUUUUCCAACGUCAUGCCAGUGAUGAUGAGCUGAAACGCUUUAUCUCCCUGGAUGCCAAUGUCAGGGAUGAAUUCCAACGACAACGCAAUCAAAUCGAAAGGGUGUUGAAAAUCUACAGCAAACGAGAGGAGGAUAAGACACAGAAACGUAAAUAUGAUAAGCUGUUCAAAGAGAAUGUCAUCCUACUGGAAGAGAUUGAUAAAAUGCGCGAAGAGAACAGAAUUCUGAGGGGUCGUUUGAAGCGGGAAAUGAGUACGAAAAAACCUAAGAAUCAACGUUUAGCUGCAGCCAAUGGGAGACAGAAAUCGGCUCCCACAAGAUCAAGUGAAAUAGGUGAGGCUUUGAAGGACUACAGUGAUCUUGAAAAUGGAGCUGUGGGAGGAGCCCUGUCUGAAAAUUAAUGCCAAUAAAUAUUAUUUGACGAUAGAUUGUAAAAAAAUACAUUUAUUUUAUAUGAAUCUUUUAAAUACAAAAUUCUUCGGAUUCCCCUAAAAGGGUUCUUU
Messenger RNA from Musca domestica (house fly), 3865 nucleotides. RefSeq names its product cilia- and flagella-associated protein 57 (gene tous). The record is from RefSeq and is a predicted model, not a curated record. The coding region runs from base 92 to 3763 and encodes 1223 amino acids. The transcript is spliced from 5 exons. Lineage: Eukaryota; Metazoa; Arthropoda; Insecta; Diptera; Muscidae. Gene Ontology annotation, molecular function: protein binding.